Osmia lignaria (orchard mason bee) is the source of this 3452-nucleotide messenger RNA. RefSeq lists its product as uncharacterized. NCBI's taxonomy places the organism in Eukaryota, Metazoa, Arthropoda, Insecta, Hymenoptera, Megachilidae. The record is from RefSeq and is a predicted model, not a curated record.
UUUCAAACUUCUCAGUAAGCGCAUAUCGAUUCAAGCGCGAAGAAAGUAACCGUCGGCUUUCCACGAGCGUCCUAUUAGUUACGGCUUUUUUCGUUUAAAAUAAUUUGUUAUUUAUAACAAUUAGUAUGGAAUCUGCUAUCGGUCAUCUCGAACAAAGUGUUCAGAAAGCGGAUGGAAAGUUAGAUAUGAUUGCAUGGCAAAUUGAUGCUUUUGAAAAAGAAUUUGAAAAUCCCGAGAACGAGAUUUCUGUGCUUCGUCUGUUACGGUCUGUUCAUCAAGUUACAAAAGAUUAUCAAAAUCUUCGUCAAGAAAUAUUGGAGGUUCAACAAUUGCAAAAGCAACUUUCAGAUUCCCUUAAAGUGCAAUUAUCUCAGGUGCAUGGACAUUUUAAUUUACUGCGCAAUAAAAUAGUAGGACAAAACAAAAAUCCACAGUUAAAACAAAAUUAGAGUACUUCAUCAUUUUUUAUCUGAUGCACUUUUUAUUUCUGGUUAAAUUAUUUUUAUAAUUUUUAGGAUAUUUUGCAAUUAGCAAUUAUUUGCAGUUACAUGACUUUAAGAGGUUUAGAGAUUUAAAAGAGGAAGUAGGUAUCAGUAACAAGAGAAAAAUUUUAAGUUUUUUACUUUCUUACUAAAUAAAAAAUUAGCUUUUCUGACCUUAAAUUAUUUAAUUGAUCUUUAUUUCAUAAUGCAAUAACAAGCAUGAUAAGUUAUACAUAUAUUCAUAAAAGAUAUAUAGUUUAAUAGAAAUAAAAUAAUUAUAACUGUAAAUAUAGAAUUUCUUGCAAUUUAAAGAUAGCUAAUGCUAUUGUAUUUUUCAGUGUUUAGUCGCAUCAUAUCAUAAACAUUUCUGAAUUAGUGGGUUACAAAGUAUAUUAAAACAAUUUUAUAAAUUAUUUUCAUCUCUGUUUUUGACAAUAGUUAACAGGUAGUAAUCACAAAACAAUAUAUUUAUAAUUGUUAAUUACUACUAUUAUGAUUUAUUUUUAUUUGAUUUAUAAAUAGCAUAUAUAGGGAUCAACAGGUAUUAUUGAUAAAUAAUUUAUUUGACUUCCUCUGUAAGUGCGAUAUUUGGGGCCAAUCUAUAUGCUUGUACGUCCACCCAAUAAGAGGACAAGUAAGAUUUAAAGAGAGACAAUUUAGUUUAACGUAGAAAUGAUUUAUUUUAAAUUUAAAACUUAUUAAAAAAUUGUUUUAAAGUUAUGAGAAAAUCAAAAUAACGUUAGUGUUCAAACAUUAAUUAACAAAAUCAAAAUUUAAAUAUAAUUUUGGGAUAUUUAUUUAAAUGUGUAAAAUAUAUAAUUACAGUACCAAAUAUGAUAUAUAAUUUUCUUUUGUCCUAUUGUAUGGGUUAAUAAGAGUUGAAUAUAUAUAUCUAUAAUAGUAAUAUACUGGGUGACAUUAUGAUAAUAUCUGUUUAAAAAGAAAUUUUAUUAAUUGAAUUUUAUGAUAAUGGUUUAUACUUUUAAUUCAAUAUACGUAAUUCAUUAGUAAACUUAUAUAUGUUUCAUAUGAUCAAGUUAUAUCAAUUAAUAAAAGAAAGUCAUAGUUUUGGAUAAAAAUUUAAAAUUUAAGUAAGAUUCCAAUAGUAUUUCAUUACAUACAGAUCAUAGUUUUCAUCUAUUAAGUAAUAUACAGUUAUGUUGGAAUAAUUAUCCGGUAUGUAGAUGGAAUGUAUUAAUGCAUACUAAACCAUUUUCACUUUAAUGAAUGAUUUUUGCAUUCAAUUUGUACAACUGAGAAUUAUUCUUUAUAAUCAGUAAUUGAACCUUCUGACUUUUAGCAUUUUAAAGAAUGAUUAUCUAUACAGAAGCGAACGUUGUUAUAAUUAUAUAGUUUUCUUUAUACCACAUAAAGUUUAUUAUAUGUAUGUACAUCUGUAAAGUAGUAAAAAUGGCAGGCAUAUUUUAUGAGGUAAGGGUAAAGAUAAAAGUGUGCCAAAGGGUGGCAUAAAUUAGAGUAUGAAAAAUAAUAUUGCCUUAAGACACAGGAGUGCAUUUAACAAGCUAUGUAAACUAUGUUGGAGUUAUACUCUACUAUAAUAUAUCUAAGUUGAAAGGUUCAUUAAUGAUGUAUAUGACAUCGUACUUUAAAUUGGUCAAUUACGUGCUUUUCAAGAAAAUGUUUUUUUGACUUUAAUCACAUAAAUUUAUUUGAUUUACCAUUGUAUUUGUAAAUUGAUAUUUACAGUGGAAUAUAUGAUUUACGUUCUAUAUAUUAAAUCUUUUGAUUUUUAGCAUUUAUAUUAAAUUCAAGAAAGGAAGUCAGAAUUAAAACUUAUGCUAAAUGUAUAUUCUCAGACUUACACCUUUAUUUUUUCACCUGUUCUACUUUCCAUAAAAACAGGUAAAGACAGAAAGGUAGACGUGGGUUUGUGUGGCAUUUUCUUGAACGGAGUAACUGAGUUUCAUAAUUGUAAACUUGUUAGAUGUUUUCUUCGAACUUGAACAAGUUCACUUACCUAUUAAAUGUAAUCACUCUUUGCGAGAAACUCCUUUAAGUCAAUACUAAUAAUUCAGGAAAGAAAAUAUUUGUGAUACUCAGUGACUCACACGUUUAUUAGAGCUAAUUUAUAUCUCAGUUAAUUAGUGGUGUGUGUAAUUAAUGAGACACAAGUUUUGAACAGUCGCAUAAAAUGUGUUGUUAACUGAAAAUAUAAAUUAGCUCAUAGAUUGACCUCUAGCCUUUAUCUAAGCAAUUAGAUCUGGUCUAUAUGAAACUGUAUCAGCGCAUACAAUACAUACUUACGUGUAUGGUAGUGACGUCAGUCACAGUCACGUGUAUUUAUUUUUUAUUGCAGCAAUACACGAUAACGAACAAUCUUUCUUUUUUAUAGGAUUGAAGGGUGUAUUAUGUAAAUUCUUACCCAGCAUCACGAACUAUUGUGAAUCUUAAAUUCAUUUCAUUCGUACAAGGUGUUUUUGAAUUAGCAUUUUUGUCGAUAUGAAUAUUUGGUUAAUUCCGACGCCAUUUAAUAUUAAUAUUUUUUAAUGACACAAGAUAUUUUUUAGUUAGUUUCUUAUCUUAAUUGGCACCAAUAAUUAUUAUCGACAAAUUUAUAAUUUAUGCAAAGAAAUACCUACGUGUAUUUUUUAAAAUUUUCAGAUACACGUGACCCUGAUUGUACGACAAAUAGUGUUAAUGCUCGUUAAAAUUGUUUUUUAGAAUAGUUGUAGAUGAUAAGCUAAGAGAAAAAUGGUCUGGAACACAUUUAAAACGUGCCAAAAAUUUUGGUCAAUUAGUAUUAAAUAUACCGCGUGUUUUAUUUCUAUAGAAUUGAACGCAGAUCCUUGGAUGUCUGCUUUUACUGUCUACAUAUCACGUUCCCGCGUUUUUCGAACGCCUAUUUCAUCUUUUUACAUGUGAUACUUCUACAAGUACUCACUGGUCCUUUGUUCACUGAAAAUCAAUAGCAAUUGCAUAUAAAAACAAAAAAAAAAGAAUUAAUAAAAA